Molecule: messenger RNA, 2550 nt
Organism: Marchantia polymorpha subsp. ruderalis
Lineage: Eukaryota; Viridiplantae; Streptophyta; Marchantiopsida; Marchantiales; Marchantiaceae
Source: the annotation of a GenBank genome assembly
GAGGGAAGGCAGGGGAGGAUCCUCAGACACAAAAACAAAAACGGGAGGGAUUUCAGGAGGGGAGGAAGCAACUGGGGCCCUCCUCUGGAUCCCGCAAUGGACCCAAGACGGGAGCUGCAGCCGCUGCCUUGUAUCGUGCACCGCACGCCUCAGGUUCUACAAUAGCCUGAUAACUUGGAAUGGCGAACGCAUUUGCUGAUAUCAGUUGAGAAGAGGAAACAGAGUAGACUGGCUGUGGCCUCUGGUGUGUUGGACAUUUUUGAGGCCAAUAAGUGAGCCCAAGAAGACGGGGAGUGGGAAGAAGAAGUCCAGUGGAAGUGAAGUGAGGUGAGGUGAAGAGUGGAGGCCGAGUGCCGAGUUGCCAUUACUGCGAGCCCGCUCCGGGCUUUUUGGCUGCCUUCCUGUCUGUUGACUGCGAGCGAGGAGUGAUUGAGUGAGUGAGCGACGGAGCGAGUGUGCGUGCGUGCGUGCGUCGAGUCCCUCCUACCUGUAACAAUCCCGUUUACUGCUGCUGCUGCUGCUGCCGCUACUACUACUACUACUACUGGCUCAGAGCAAGGAACGGAGCAUACAUUCUGGGAUCAUCGGAGGAAGGAAGGAAUCUCCGGAAGGUCCGAAAAGCACGACCGCAGUUCUGGGCUGCUCGUAAUUAGACGCAGUAACACUUGGGCGUUCAGAACCGUCCCUGAUCUUCGGCACGUUCUUUCGAUUUAUAGCAAUCUCGGACGCCGCAGCUUGUUUUGCGGGCUGAAUGUUCAUGUCGAUCCUGUCUCGGGAGGUAAUCCUCUUCUGAGCGCUCACUCUUCUCUGGACUUCGUGAGACCACCCCUUCACUGCACUUGAGGUUCGCUUCGAUCGUCGUCGUCAGAGCAAUCGCAAUCUCCUCAUGAUCCACAGCAUCUGUCCCACAUAAAAUUGCCCAUCCCAGCCUCGUCCGCGGACUUCGUACUGAGAUGGAAUUUAUCAGACCCAGCUUCCACCCGACGAGCCCAAAUCGUCCCGGAAUUCUGGACUGAGCUGACUGUAGACCGCCUGCGUCGUCCGUCUUCUGCUGUCUGCCAUCGAUCAGUCUGAGAGCAAUUUCCUUCACAGAACUCUGUCUGAGAGCCUGUGCGCGCGAGGAGACGAUUCUCAUUGCCCUGCCAGCCCGCGUUUCAGGACGAGAGCUUCUGAGCCUGCCGAAGAAAUUUGUGACAUUCUCCGCUCGCUCGUACUGAGCUUGGGAAAUGGCAGCUGCGUCCCUCUUCUACGAGGGCUAUGACCAGAGGUGGAUUCUCGGUCGAGACAAAGGCCCUCCCAUCGAGCCCAAGCCGAAGGCGGCCGAAGGCGGCAAGGGCGGUGGUGGAGGGGGAGGAGGAGGAGGAGACAAAGGUGGAGGGGGUGGUGGUGGUGGAGGCGGGGGUGGAGGUGGAGGUGGAGGGGGAGGAGGAGGAGGCGGAGGCAAACAAGGAGGAGGAGGAGGUGGAGGAGGCGGAGGGCCUCCCCCACCGAUCGAAUUGAAAGUGCCACUCUGCUGCGAAGGAUGCGUGGAGAAGAUGAAGGAUGCGUUCACCGACUUGGAUGGAAUGGAGUCCGUGAAGGUGGAUGAAAAUGUGGGCAAGGUGACGAUCACCGGGAAGGUGAAACCGGAGGAAUGCUUGAAGAUGGCCAAGAAGGUGGUGAAGCGGUCGGAGAUGUGGCCCAAGAAGAAAGAGGAGGAGAAGAAGGACGGCAAAGGAGGAGGAGGAGGAGGCGGAGGCGGCGGCGGAGACGGAAAGAAAGAUGAGAAAAAGAAUGGUGGGGGUGGCGGUGGAGGGGGAGGUGGUGGCGGUGGAGGUGGUGGAGGUAAAGGAGGUGGUGGUGGUGGAGGAGGAGGAGGAGGAGGAGGUGGCGGAGGUGGUGGAGGAGAAAAACCACCAGCAGCAGCAGGGGGUGGUGGAGGUGGAGGUGGAGGUGGAGGAGGUGGAGGUGGAGGUGGUGGUGCACCGAAGAAAGAAGAGGGUCCAACUUCCGUUGAGUUGAAGGUGACCGUAUGCUGUGAGGGGUGUGCUAACAAGCUUUUCUCCGCAAUCAAAGGCAUCGACGAUGUGACGGAUGUACACAUCAGCCAAAGCAAAAUCGUCGUGAAGGGAAAGGCAAAACCAGAGAAAAUUCUGAGAGUCGCACAGAAGAUCAAGCCUGCUGCAGAGCUGAUUCCCCCACCGAAGAAGAAGUAGUGAUGAAGUGGCCGAUGGACCUCAUUUCAUAUUCUGACCUCUCUGCAGAUCAUAUACGUACAGUCCUACUUUUUGUAGCAUAACUCCAGAUUACGAGAUGGCUUCAUUCGAUUUGGAUGAUACUUACCGUAACCUCUGCGAAGAAUUCUCCUCAAUCUUAUGUACAACUGAGUAAUUUUUUUCCCUUGCGGCUCCCCUGGCAGAUUAUUAGUGUCACCGAGGAUAUAGUAGAUUGUUCUAGUUACAGCGGGAUACUUAUCAUAACCAAAAGCAUCUACCCUGUUAUCGGGAGGCUCAAAUUGAUUCCUCGCAUUAUGCUCCCACCUAUAUAAAGUUUUUUUGAUCUGUUCGCUCC